AUGACGUCCUGUUUUAGCAGCCAAUCUGUCAUCAUUACAGGUGCUUCUGCGCCAUUGGUAGAGGCGUUUCGCGCUUGUUCCUCAGAAUCCAAGAACAAAACUAUCGCGAUCAACCUAGAUAGUCUGAUAUCUAGGGACUUGACCGAAGCACAGGCUCAAAUAAAUACCGCUUUCAACUCUUUCGACCAAAUUGAUGUUUUCAUUAUCGACACCAGAUUUCAGGAGCCCUCUGGGAGAGACGCCAUUUGGGAGAUUCCUUUGAGUGAAUGGGAUCAGGGACACACAUCUAUGAGCUGCCAAAGAAAGAUGUUGCUGCAGGCAAAAUUAUUCUUCCAGCAUCAGUUCCAGAUCAACGAGACAAAGUCUCUUGAGAACCAAUCAGGAAACGGGUUCUCUAUGGUCGUCCUCGGUUAUCGAGAUCUCUUCGAUGCUUCACUCGAUCAUGUUAUUUCAAAGCUCCAAAGAGACGUCUCACGACUUCACCCAGGUGCUUCCGUCAACUUCCUUGAUUUUAGCACACCGCAAGAGGUGUCCGCGCAAUCAAUCGUCGCAGCAACAGCGAUAUUGGCUUCGGUGAAACCCGCCCGUGGAAUCAUUUCACUGGCCGACAUUUCGAGUGUAAAAGGCACUGAGAAAAACGAGAAUCAUAACUCCAUUGUUCAGAACACUCAACUUUGUCGAAGCCCGCCUCUCCAUCAUAAGCAUCCAAAGGUCAAAAUUGCUUUAUCGUUCGACUUCGACGCAGUCUCCGCCUUCCUGGGUACAGGACAUCAUCCAGACAACAACAUGGCAGACUACAGCACCGGCAUAUUUUCCGGCCGAGUUGGUGCCAAUCGGAUACUACGGAUGCUACAAAAACACCAAGUAGCCGAUAAAGUUACUUGGUUCAUUCCGGGACACACGAUGGAAACCUUCGAACCAACCGUCAAAGAGAUUAUCCAGUCCGGCGCCGAGAUCGGACUUCAUGGCUAUUCGCACGAAGGUGCCUAUCAAAUGACACCCGCUCAAGAGCGAGACGUACUCGUCAAGUGUAUGGAAGUGUCACAACGACUAACCGGCAAAAGAGUUCGAGGCUACCGCGCGCCCAUGUACCAACUUCGCGAGACAACAAUCGAGCUUCUGAGAGAAUUUGAAUUUCUAUACGACUCCUCUCUGAGCCAUCAUGACUCACAGCCAUAUUUCACACCCAGCGAUCCACCUAUCGAGAAAGUGGAUUUCUCCAAACCGGCUAGUGCUUGGUUACGCCCCACGCCGCUUGCUGCGACAAAUGCCCGCCCUGUGGGCCACCCACUGGUGGAAAUUCCCACUGGGUGGAAUAAUGAAGAUAUGAUGGCGUUGCAGUACUUCCCACAUCUUGAGAAUAGCCAUGGACAUGUUGAUGCACGGGUUGUUGAGCAGAGAUGGAAGGACAUGUUUUUGUGGCUGUGGGAGAAUGCCCACAUUGAUGGAGGAGAUGGGAGCUUUGUCUUCCCUAUCUUGAUGCAUCCCGACACCAGUGGAAUGUCUCAUGUGAUCGGUAUGGUUGAUCGUUUUGUGGGGUGGCUUCGGGGAUGGGGGGAUGCAGUUCAAUUCCGCACUUUUGAGAGUAUUACACAGGAGUGGUUAGAUGAGCAACAGAAGGCCAUGUAA
This is a messenger RNA of Penicillium coprophilum, 1629 nucleotides long. RefSeq names its product polysaccharide deacetylase family protein. The transcript is spliced from 2 exons. Gene Ontology annotation, biological process: carbohydrate metabolic process. Bases 1 to 1629 code for a protein of 542 amino acids. The record is from RefSeq and is a predicted model, not a curated record. Gene Ontology annotation, molecular function: hydrolase activity, acting on carbon-nitrogen (but not peptide) bonds. Lineage: Eukaryota; Fungi; Ascomycota; Eurotiomycetes; Eurotiales; Aspergillaceae.